CUGUGGAGGCAGAGGGGUAGGAGGGAUGGGUUGUGAGGAGAGGCAGCAAAUCCUCAUCCUGUGGGGCUGCAAUGAGAGACCAAGAAAGAUAGGGGUACUGAGAGAGAGAGGAGAGAGAGAGAGCCAGAGAGCAUGAGAGAGUGAGAAAGAGAAGAGAGGGAGGGGACAGAGAGAGGGAGCAGUUUGUAUCUGCAGCACUGCAAGGACAAACUGCUCAGGCUAAGGAGAAGAGCCACACUCCACACACACACACAGAAGCUAGCCUGAGGAAAGCCCUGAUACGUAGAAUACAAUACGACCACAGUAACGCUGAUGAUGAUGAGCAGCUGGGGAAAGCAGACACGCUGGGACUGAAGGACUAUAGCGUCACAAUAACUUCAGAUCAAAGAGGUGGAAAUCCCAUAUGCAGGGGGUUGUGGCUCUAUACACGGGAGAAGAGCCCAGACUGGACGAGACUUUAUUCAUCUAAACUAUUGCUACACUAUUGCGUGCUUUGCUGUGUUUCAGUGCCCUGUGCUGUGCAGUCUAAUUUAACACACCGUUUGAGGUCUUCGUAUUGUUCCUGUAUCGCAGAGCCAUAGUGCGUUGUGUCGUGCUGAGCUGUGUUGCACUGUGCCGUGCUUUGAUGUGUUAGAUUUUGCGGCGGUGUCAGAGCUCGUUGACGUGAUUGUGACUGCUACGGUGACUGUGACUGUGACUGACCAUGAGCGGGAGCAAGAAGAGCGAGCUGGAGAUGCGAGACAAGGCCAUCCUCCACCAGCAGAGGCGUCUGAAGCAGGCCACGCAGUUCUCACACAAGGACUCCGCUGACCUGCUGCCCCUGGACGGGCUCAAGAGGCUGGGCACCUCCAAAGACUUGCAACCACACAGCAUUGUGCAGCGGCGCCUCCUAGAGGGCAAUAUUACGCGGCUGCGGGGGGAGACCCGCGACGCCGCCACCAGGGUGCGCUCUCCCCUGGCGGACAGCAAGGAAGGCGGAGAGACGGAGGAGAAGAGCGAGAGCACGGCAGAGGACUCCACGGAGGAGAGGGAGUCCCCGGAAGAGAGCGAGAGGAGCCUGAAGUCCGAUGAGGAAGAGGAUGAAGAGGGGAAGAGGAGGAACGUGGAGGAGAAGCGCACGGCGGAGAAGGAGAUGGUGGGGAAGCAGCAGGAGGGCAGGCCAGGAGUGGAGGAGACUGAGAGAGCCCUCACUCUGACAGCCUUGGUGGUGCGAUGCAAGUGCUGCGAAACAGAAGUGAAGGCCUCCAUCAACACUGGCUGCCAACAUAACAGCAUUUCUUUAGCCUGCUGCAGGAGGCUCGGGCUAAUGCCCGCUCCGGAAGACCGAGCCUACGAGCAGACAGUGGGCCACCGUCCGGUUGUCAGCACGACGCUGCCUCACACGGUGGAAGGCUUGCAGCUGCAGCUGGGCAGAGAGAGGACGCUGUGCUCGGCUUGUGUUGUCGAAGAUGAAGUGUUUGAGUUGUCCCUCGGUCUUCAUACACUGCUGGAACUCAAAUGCUGUGUGGAUCUCAGCAGCCGGGUCCUGAGGCUCUCUGGCUCUGGAGAUGAGCUGCCAUUCCUGGACAUGCAGACCGAAGGCCAGUUUCACCACGACAACAACAAAAACACCACCAUGUGACACCCCUGUCUCAUCUUUGUCGCUGGUGGUACUGCCCCCCCACCCCCCCCCCCCCAUCCCACUCUACUGUCUCUCCUGGCCAGCCUGGAGGUGGUCACUGCUUUCUCCUCACUUUACACAACCAUGUUUGUUUUGCUAAGAUUAUUUAUGCUGUCUUCUGUUUCUCAAAUUUCUUCUUGUCUGUUUUUUCUGUAUUGAACAUGUUUUUACUGGUGCAUAUGUUGGAGAGAUCAAGGGGAAAAAAUUUUCUAUGUGUCAAUCUUUGCAAGCGUGUAUUUAAAUGAAGAGAGCUCACUACUAGUAUUUUCUACAAAAGUCUUAACUGAAUCUGUACGUGUGCACAAGAAAAAUAUGGAUGCCUCACAGAGGUCACAUUCAUCUCUGUUUUGCUUGUGUUUCUGACACGUCUCUCUUGUCUAAGAGACGAGCAGCAUGGCUGGGGUUUGUACCACUGGCAGGUGAGGGAAGGAUACAUCUCACCCAGCUGACGCAAUAUGUGGUCUGUCCAAUUAAAAGCAGAAACCAAGGUAUCAGUGUGAUGGUAUCAAGUGUUUAAUAUCUUGGAUGAAAUAUUAGUGGAGGGCCCAAGGGUGGGGUGGGUUGGUGGGAGCAGAUAUUUAGUAUUUUUGUCAGUCUGUACAGUCUCAAAACAUUCCACAUCCUGGCUGACCAUGUCACCAGUGAACAAGAGCAAAUAGGUUCUGCAUGCUUCUUAAGAUUCGGGCAGCUGUGUGUAUGUGUGUAUGUGUGUGUGUGGGUGGGAGCUCUGUUUUCACUCUUGCCAGUGUUCCAAGCCAGAAAAAGUAAUAUAUUGCUGCUCUGUGAAAUUUCCAAUCAUGGUUACACAGGUCACUAUGUGACCUUAGCUGCCUUCCCACAUCUCCUACAGGGCACAUCCAUCACUGUGGUCUGAGGCUUAUGCUGUCCCUAGGCCCUGCUAUAGGACCAUAAAAAUAAACCGCUGGCUUUGUCUGGGAAGCACCGCUAUAUCGUCACUUGGCCUGUCUUAUUCUGCUUCCCCUGAGGUUAAUAGCAUUCAUAUUUUGGUGAUCCGAUUUGUGCAAAAUUGAAAUGUCUACCGCCUUUGACUUGGCUUGUCAUGUCCUUUGCCAUGGCUUCUGUUCUAACACCUGGGCCAGCUAAUUCUCUGCAAACUGUCACAUUACUUUCCGGACAGCCUUACUGGAUGAUCUUCAGUCAUGUACAUAGAUAUUGAGCUCUCGAUCUGCUCACACAUACAGUAUGUUACACAAACCGCUUAUAUCAUCUCUAGUUCUGGACUAUCAAGCAUUUUUUCCAUGAAGACAAUACAUUAAUUUUUCAUUCUGUGUCAAGCUGCAAUGCAAUGCAAAAAGUAAUCUUUCUAGAAACUAUUUCUCAUUAUAUGAUUAUUUAUCACUGAAUAAGAAUAUACAGUAUUAAAUUAAUGUUUUUAGAUUAUUUAUUUUCUUAUUUCCUUCUUAUUUAUUGUUAUUAAUAACAAUAUAUGUUGGGGCCAUAUGUUUGAAAGAGGAGGAAUUCUUUUAUAACACUUAAUUUUCUGUAUUCUUUGGUAAAUAAUGAAUAAAUGAGAACUAUGAAAAUUAUUUUUUUUGCAGUGUACACGUAUAGAUAGUAAGAAACAAGUGUCUGACAGAAGUUAUUUUGUGUGUUUUUCUGAACAGUAUUUUCUCUGCUUAAUAAAAAUAUGUAUUCUGGCUAA
Molecule: messenger RNA, 3323 nt
Organism: Anguilla rostrata (American eel)
Lineage: Eukaryota; Metazoa; Chordata; Actinopteri; Anguilliformes; Anguillidae
Gene: nrip2
Product: nuclear receptor interacting protein 2
Exons: 6
Coding region: 704-1621 (305 amino acids)
Biological process (GO): proteolysis
Molecular function (GO): aspartic-type endopeptidase activity
Source: RefSeq, a predicted model, not a curated record